AACAAUUUGUAUAAUCGCUUCUUAAAUCAAAUUCGUGUUAAAAAAAGAAUCAGUUGCUCACUUUUAUAAGCAACAGUGCUGUUGAGAACAAUACAAUGCAACCCUGUGCUUAACGAAUUGCUAGUUUUGUCAUUACCUAAAGGUAACAUUAGUGCGGAAAAAUACAUUUGCCAUGUAACAAAAAAUCUAAUAAGAAAACAAGUUUUGUGCAAUAUAUUUGUGAAGGCAAACCUACGCCACUAAUUCCAAUCAGUUUUUAUCUGUCUUUCGUUGCACUGAAAGAAAGAGUGAAAUAAAAAUUCCAAUAAGCAUUAUGUGAAAGUGGCAUAGAAUAAUAUUUGAAUAAAUACAAAUUAAACGUGAAGGCAACAACAUCUAAUUGCGACGAAAGAAAACGAUAUUUUUGGAAGAACAAAAUUGAGAGGUGCAUUAAGCAGAGUGUCAGGUGCAGUUCAAAAUGGCUACUUCACCACGCUCAGUCGAUACAAUAUCAUUAUGCUCAACUGUUUCGAGUUGCCCAGACCGCAAUGGGUUUUACGGUGGCUUUCAACGCACAGAAAAACCGAAAGAACCCCUUUCCAAAGCGCAAAUUAUUGCGAGAGAAAAGAAAUGGUUAUAUAUGAUUGAUAAUUGGUCGCUAUACAUGUCUAAAAACUAUAAAAAGAUCCGUGAUCGUUGUCGAAAAGGCAUACCCAAAUCAGUGCGUCCACGAGCUUGGUUUUAUCUUUCCGGCGCUUAUUUGUUAAAAAAGAAAAAUCCCUCCGUUUACAAAGAACUACUAGAGCAACCUGGCAAUCCACAUGUAAUUGAAGAAAUCAAAAAGGAUAAACAUCGCCAAUUUCCGUUUCAUGAAAUGUUUUUGGACGAGGAUAAAGUUGGGCAAAUCGAAUUGUUUAACGUAUUAAAAGCAUAUUCUAUAUACAAUCCAAAAGUUGGCUUUUGCCAGGCGCAGGCGCCAAUUGCUGCCUUCCUACUUAUGCACUUACCAGCCGAAGAUGCUUUCUGGGUAUUUGUUAGUGUUUGUGAUGUAUAUUUAGAGGAUUAUUUUAUAACCGGACUUGAGGUGUUGCAAAAUGAUGCUGGCAUACUGGAGGGCCUCCUCAAAAAAACCUGUCCCCCCGCAUACCGUCAUUUACAAAAGCACAAAGUCGAACCCUUGCUUUAUAUGACGGACUGGUUUCUUUGUGCUAUGACACGAACAUUACCAUGGGAAACGUUAUUGCGAGUUUGGGAUUGCUUUCUCGCCGAAGGUAUACGUGUCAUCUUUAAAGUAGCACUAGUGAUAAUCGGUGCUUCACUCAAUCAACACAAAGUGCGUAAACAAUGUAAUGGUCUAUGUGAAACAUUAGAGGUGCUACGUUCUCCUCCUGAACAUGUACUAGAGGAGGACUUUAUUAUUAACAAUAUACAAAGGCUAAAUUUGCGUGUCGAAGACUUUCAAAUCGAACAUACAAGACAAAAAAAUCGAAGAGCCAAACAAAAAGCAAUGCAGGAGGCAGCUGCAGUGACAACGACAUCAACGACGGCAUCCACUUCUCACGGUAGUGCCUUGAGUAGCAGUAGCAGCAGUGGCGGCGGAACUAAUGGUUACAGACUAUAAUGUUAGCACAGAGUGCGUAAUAUUAGCGAGAAUACAGAGUUGUGUGAUUAUAAAAAUAUUGAAAAGGAAAAGUAAGUUCAUAAUCGAGUUGACUGCACGGAGGGCUGAAUAUGGUUUGAACUAUAUGCGAGUGUAGUUAUUUCAAAUUUUCCGUCCUUCACUCGGUUCUGGGUAUGUUUUAUCACAUUUUAAGCCAUUUUUUUUAGGGUGCUAAGCAUUCACACAAAGUUGUUUUUAUUGGCAAUAUUGUAGUACGUAAGCAACGAACAGGAUUAUAUACAAAGAGGAUGAUAAACAGAAAUAAAUAAAAAUAUUUAAAUUAAUUAACGACUAAAAGAUGACAAUUUUUGAGCGCACAUACAGUAUAGAGAAAUUGCGAGUUGCGAAAAAAAUAUCUUAAAAACCAUACACAUAAAAACACUAACAAAUGUAAUUAUACACAUUUUUAUAAUGUUUAAAUUCAUUAGUUUAAUAUGAUUACAGUUAAUGCACAAAAGCUCUAUGCAUAUUAUGUAGUUUAUUUUUGUAGUAAGCUACAGUAUAAUCAAUUAAACAAAUGUAUUUUACUGCAAAUUUAUAUGAAAUAUUCCAGGCGAAUCGAAAUGGCUCUUAACUGAUAUAUUGUAGCUUUAUGACGCUCGCGAAGCAGUAACAUAUGUAUGUAUAUUCGAAUAUAUAUUGAAUUAUGUUUUUUUUUUUUUAAAUAUCACCACACAAUCUGAUAGGUUUUCCAAUUCCAAACGAAGGGAAUUAAAUAUUCCUUUCAAAUCCUGUAUAAAUAUUUCACCCCAAUUUUUGAGCACGAUUUUUUGUUUUGUUUUUAUACUCGCAAUUAGUACUAAAUACAUACUGCGUUUACGAAAGUUUAUCAUUAAUAAUUAUACUCUGCAAAUGAAAUGUGUAUACCCUCGAAAAAACAGUGUGGUCAUUCCGGCAAAAUAUAUAUUGUUUCUGCUUUAUUUUUAACUACAAGUUAUUGGAUAUUAAAUAUUUAUUGUGCUAAGUAAGCUUUUGUAUUUUUUAAAUAUAUUAAAAAGCUAUUUAGCUACUAAUACACUACUUUUUGUGUAAGUAUUACAAAAUUGUGCAAUUUAACCACUUACCUUGAAAAGGUGGAAAACAUUUGUUUCAUAAGUAUUGAAUAUUUUUACGCUAUUAUGCUCUAUUCUGCAUUAUUUAUAUUAACUUUGUGCAGCUGAAUAUUAAUUAAAUAUAAUUUAAUAUAAAUUAGGCAGUAUGUAUGUAUGGAAUUAGAAAAGGCCACACAUACAUGUAUUUAUGAUUACAACUAAUAAAGAAAUUAUGAAUGUAAAAAGAGAGAAAUCAUCACUAACCCGUCAGUAAAUGUAAUUAACUUUACUGUGAAUACAAUCGGGCGAUUUAGUAGUUAUUAUUAUUUUUUGUUUCAAUGUCAUACUUUAUAUGUAUUCAAUUGGCACAAACAAGGAGUCUGCUGUACACAAAAACUAUUUCUUCAAUCAUAUUGAGUUUCGCAAUAAAAAAAAAACUUAAAGAUUUUAGUGAUGGCUAGAUUGCGCGAUUACAAAAAACAUACAUAUCGCUGAAAAAACGAUAAUUUCAAA
Molecule: messenger RNA, 3183 nt
Organism: Ceratitis capitata (Mediterranean fruit fly)
Lineage: Eukaryota; Metazoa; Arthropoda; Insecta; Diptera; Tephritidae
Gene: wkd
Product: TBC1 domain family member 10A
Exons: 5
Coding region: 458-1600 (380 amino acids)
Source: RefSeq, a predicted model, not a curated record